AUGUAAUUCAAAUUACAAAAUUUGUUCUCAAAAAAAGAACACAAGUAUCUUUUCGGUGCUUUUGGGAUACUAGCACUCUAUGGUCUGACAAACUUUGUUGCCCAGUACAGAAUUUAAAGAAAAUAUGAUAAAUUAUGUGAAUAGAGGAGGGAGGAACUCAAAAGAUCUAUUUAGUAAUUUAGAUAAUCACAUGAUUUGUCCACAGGUUUAAAUGCUCAAUUGGAAAAGGAUAUAUUAAAUUUCACAAUUUCUGACAUUAAAUAUAUUUUGUUUGAAAAAAAGGCCACAGUUAAACAAGUGUUGCUAGUAUUUAUUAAUAGAACAUUGUCAGUAGCAACCUCGGAUAACUUGAAUCUUAUCACAGAUGUCAACUUCAUAGAAGCAAUACAAGAGGCUGAGAAAUUUCUAUAGAUCCCUCAAAUUAUCUAUAAAUACGAUCUUUUUGGAAUCCCUGUAUCAGUUAAAGACACUUACAUCCAAAAAGGAUUUGAUAACACUUACGGAUUAGCUUCUCGAUUGAAUAAGCCAGCUACCUAUGAUGGAAUCUAAGUAUCUUUGAUCAAAAAGGCUAGAGGUAUUAUAUUUGUAAGAAGCAAUUUACCUCAACUGGCAAUGACUUUUGAAUCUACUAAUAGAAUAUUUGGGAGAUCUCUUAAUCCUUGGAAUAAGGAUAGAGCAGUAGGUGGAUCCUCAGGAGGAGAAGCUGCCUUACAAGCUGCUCGAUGCAGUGUCAUUGGUAUGGGUUCAGAUAUUGGUGGAAGCAUAAGAAUACCAGCUGCAUUUUGUGGAGUUUAUGGUUUUAAACCAAGUAUGGUUAGAUAAACAGAAGUUGGUGAAGGAGUGAUUGAAAAAGCAGCUAGUGGAAUGGUUAACAUACGGCCAUCCAAGGGUCCAUUAGGUCGUAGUGUAGAUGAUCUAAUAGUUAUGUUAAGAGUCUUAUUUGAUUCUAAGAGUUAUUCUGAACUACCACCAUAAAUCUAAGAUCCUUAUUGGUACCCUCGAGACCUUGAUUUCACUUAGAAUGCUAAAAAGGAUAAAUUGAGAAUAGGAUAUAUUGAGUAAUUCAAUGAUCUAUUGCCACCCAAUUGUAUGAAAAGAGCUGUUAAGGAAGCUUGUUAGGCUUUGAAAGACAAAGGACAUGAAAUUGUUGAAAUAAAUUUGGAUACAGAAUUGGAGCAUGAAUUAGCUGUUGCUUUUCCAAGGUUAGUGGCAGCUGAAGGAGGAUUUAAGUCUUUUGGAGAAAAUUUGAAAGGUGAAAAAAUCAUUGAAGAGUAUGAAUUAAUGGAGACAGGAACAAAAAUACCUGUGUUUUUAUAAACAUAUAUUUUGGCACCUUUAUUAAGGAUAUUUGGAUAGAAAACUUUAUAUGUAAUGAGUAAACAAACUCAUGGUUUAGACGUUUAUUAAUUUUUGGUAAAUUCAGGAAAACAAAAGAGAAUGAAUUUUCAAUUUUUAUAAUAUUUGAAAUAAAACUAAAUUGAUGCUGUAAUUGUACCUGGAUUUGGUUGUCCAGCAGUUAAACACGGAGCAUCCAAGGUCCUUCCUUUGGCAGCAUUGUAUACAUGGAUGUGGAAUACGGUUGAUGUUCCAGCUGGAAGUAUGCCGAUUACAAGAGUGCAAGGAGGAGAGGAUUUAAAAAUAGAUGGCAAGGAAAGGACUAUUGAUUUAGUUUAUAUUAUGAUGAAUCGUAAUAUGUAAAAUGCUGAAGGAUUACCCGUUAACAUUCAAGUCAUUUCAUAUCCCAAUCAGGAAGAAAUGGUGCUUAGAGUAAUGAAAGAGAUAGAAGGUGUCAUUAAAUUUAGUGAGAAACAUCCUUAUCCAUAUUGA
Molecule: messenger RNA, 1827 nt
Organism: Paramecium tetraurelia
Lineage: Eukaryota; Ciliophora; Oligohymenophorea; Peniculida; Parameciidae
Exons: 3
Biological process (GO): fatty acid catabolic process
Molecular function (GO): amidase activity; fatty acid amide hydrolase activity
Source: RefSeq, a predicted model, not a curated record